Messenger RNA from Aphidius gifuensis, 2826 nucleotides. Its product is annotated as putative fatty acyl-CoA reductase CG5065. NCBI's taxonomy places the organism in Eukaryota, Metazoa, Arthropoda, Insecta, Hymenoptera, Braconidae. The transcript is spliced from 7 exons. Gene Ontology annotation, cellular component: peroxisome. Gene Ontology annotation, biological process: long-chain fatty-acyl-CoA metabolic process. Gene Ontology annotation, molecular function: alcohol-forming very long-chain fatty acyl-CoA reductase (NADP+) activity. The record is from RefSeq and is a predicted model, not a curated record. The coding region runs from base 335 to 1843 and encodes 502 amino acids.
CAUUUAACAAAAAACUAAAAAUAUCAUAAACACUUUGACAUAUCAAUGAUGAAUAAAUAAAAUAUGCAUUAGUUAAAAAUAAUGACAGUAAUAAUCAACGAGCUCAGAUAAAUGUAGAAACAACAUCAGAAGGUGAAUCACAAACAUCUGAUGCCAUCAAGUAUCAAGAGUUUGUAAAGAAGAAACACGAUUCAGUCUUUAACGGGUAUCGAUAGUGACUGGACGCAAAUAUAUAUCCAGAAAUUUUUUAAACAAAAUCAUCAACUGUAUCAUACACAUAUCAACCAAAUCAAAAAAUAAUUAAAUAAUUAACUUCAGAUUAAAGCCAGCAAAGAUGGGUAUUAAUGAACCAACGAUACCAGAAUGGUUUGAAAAGCGUAAUGUUUUUAUAACUGGUGCAACUGGAUUUAUGGGAAAAGUAUUGCUAGUUAAAUUACUAACAAGUUGUCGAAAUAUUGGAAAUAUUUAUAUUCUUGUUCGUGAAAAAAAAGGCCUUGAUUCACAAGCAAGAUUACAAUCAAUGCUUCAACAAGAGCCAUUUAAACAAUUACAAGAAAAGCAUCCAGAGUAUUUAAAAAAAGUAAUAGCCAUGUCUGGUGAUAGCACGCUUGAUGAUCUUGGUCUAUCAACAGUGAACAAAGGCCAACUUAUUAAUGAGAUUUCAGUGAUAUUUAAUGUGGCAGCUAAUGUCAAGUUCGAUAUUCCACUCAAGGAUGCUGUUGCCAUGAAUACAAAAGGCACUAAAAAUCUUAUAAAUCUUGCCAAACAGAUGAAAAAUUUGGAAUCAUUGGUUCAUGUAUCAACUUCAUUUACACACUGCAGUGAGCCUGUAUUAGAAGAAAAAAUGUAUUCAAGUCCAAUGUCACCAGACGACGUUAUGACAUUGAUUGAACUUGUUGAUAAUAAAACAUUGGAAUUAAUAACACCAAAUAUACUUGGUGAUUUUCCAAAUACCUAUGCUUAUACUAAAUCACUUGGUGAAGAUUUAAUGAACAAAUCGAAACUUCCAGUUGGUGUUGCAAGACCGUCAAUUGUUACAGCAUCAUGGAAAGAACCAUCACCUGGUUGGGUUGAAGGUUUAAAUGGUCCAACUGGUUUAACAAUUGGUGGUGCAAAAGGUGUCAUAAGAUCAGUUCUUUGUGAUGAAAAUUUAACAAUGGAUUGUAUUCCAUGUGAUAUUGUUAUUAAUGCUAUGAUAGGACUUGCAUGGAGAGUAGGAAUUGAAAAACCAGAUAAACCAAUUUACAUGAAUGUCACUGAGAGUGGAGAAAAUUUAUUGACUUGGGGUGAAGCAUUGGGAUAUGGUAGAAAACAUGCACUUGAUAAUCCUUUUUCAGGUAUUCUUUGGUAUCCAAGAGGACAAUUGACUAAAAAUUAUUAUUUUCAUAUUAUAGCUGUAUUUUUUUUACAACUUUUACCAGCAUAUUUUAUUGACUUGAUGCUUUUUGUUACUGGAAAUAAGCCCUUCUUAACACGAGUACAAGCUAAAAUUGCAUCAGGUUUAAAACUCCUGCAUUAUUACACAAUGAAACCAUGGGUCUUUAAAAAUGAUCGUUUUCGACAAUUGAGAAAAGAACUUUCGUCUGAUGAUAAGGAAACUUUUUUUAUUGAUACGAGUACAUUAAGCUGGGAUAAUUAUCUCAAAUCAUAUGUACUUGGAAUUAGAAAAUUUGUAUUGAAAGAAGAUCCAUCAACUUUACCACAUAGCCGUAAAAUUUUAAUGAUUUAUUGGAUUGUUGAUAUUCUAUUUAUGUCGAUUAUUGGAAUUUUAUUAAUUUGGGGAAUUAUGUCAAUUAUUUCUUCGAUUGAUUAUCAAGCAACAACUGUUGAAAUUAUCAAGUAAUUUAUUCUCAUUGACUGAUCAAUAAUUAAUUUAGAAAAAUUAAAUUGAAAGUCAAUUUUAUUAUUAUAAUAGGAAAAUAGGUUUUUUUUUUAUCACUUUGAUGUCUCAAUUAUUUUAUAAAUGGUAAAAUAUUUUAUUGUUAAAUUAAUUAUACAUAUAAAUUAAGAAAUUUUUUAAAGAUAGAUAUAAAAUUUUUGUUUUAUAUGAUUUAAAGUCAUUAAGAUUAUAAAUAAAAAUUUGAAGGACUAUUAUUAUCGUUAAAUAUUUAUUUGUAAUAAUUUGUGUUAAUUAUAAAAAAAAAAAAAAAGUGAAGGUGUAACGAGAAUGUGUGUAAGUUUGUGCGUUUAUUUAGCUUUGGCAUCCUGAAAUUAUUGCCAAACUCACGAGUAAAACUUGCUCUCUCAUUUUAUAUAUAUUUCAAAGUGACUAGCAAGUUUAACUGCGCACGAAAGUUAAAUUGCGUCAGUUAAACAGAGGCCGAACUGCUUUGGCAUUCCCGUUUAAAUUCAAACCUCAAUACAAAUUAUUUGUGUCAAUUUUUAUAUAUCAAAUUGUCAUUAGAAAAAAAAGAAAAUUAAAUGAAAUUUAUUUAUUUUAUUUUCAUCCCUAGAAUUAAAGUUAAAAAUUAAUUUCGAAACGAAUAAUAAAGUUAUAAAAAAAAAUCGAAUGACUCAUUGGAAAUCCCAACUUUUUGAUCAUUAAAUUUACAUAAAUAUCUCGAUUUUGAAACAAAAUUAAAUUCCAUCGAAAUCUCAGGCAAAUUUUUAAUCGAAAUUAUUACGUUUUAUUUUUUUUUUCUUUAUAAAAAUUACUGGAAUUGUCUUGAUUAUUCAAAUAAAUAAAAACCCCAAAUUUAUAAUAAUAGACAAACUUGUUUUUACAUAAAUAAAAUAUACUUUUUUAAAAUUUUUAUUUCAUCAAAAUUUCAUGGUAAAAUUUCACUUGUUAUCUAAAUUAUAAAAUAAAAAAUAUAAAAAAAUUAC